Messenger RNA from Vitis riparia (riverbank grape), 1900 nucleotides. Its product is annotated as strigolactone esterase D14-like. The transcript has 3 exons. Lineage: Eukaryota; Viridiplantae; Streptophyta; Magnoliopsida; Vitales; Vitaceae. The record is from RefSeq and is a predicted model, not a curated record. The coding region runs from base 888 to 1700 and encodes 270 amino acids.
ACUUCACUCACCAAUAAUAAUUUCUUUGUAGAUAGGACAACCGAGUCCUUUUAAAUGAAAGGGACCACCUCAAGCCUUCCUUUUGCCUGCCAAGAUAAGGAGGUUGUUUGUGAACUACUAGAACUUUCAACCAUCAAAUUUGCCCACUAAACCCAAUAAUUGUCAAAUCAAAUCCAGCUGGCCUUAAAUUUUAGCUUAGUCUUAAAGACUGGAAGCUUCAUAAUGGGUUAGUACUUAGGAGAUUUUUAAGAAAGUGGGGAAGCAUAAUCCUCAGUCUGGUUAAUGUGAUUACAUAGAUGUUUGAAGAAUGGUUUUCAUUACACCCAUGACUGACCUUCCCCAACUUGAUCUUAGGUGAGGCUUAAGAGAAAUCCUGAUCUGAGAGUUGGAUUGAAGUGUAUUAGGACUUUAACCCAAGUCAUAAUAUGGGACCUUUGAUUUUGGGGAGGUCAUAAGUUCAGAUUUCACCGUCGAUCCAUUAUUUCGUAAUUUAAGUCUUCAAGAGUAAAUUGAUGGGUGUGGUUGCAACUAAAGAACUUUUGAACUCGUCAAAGAGACAAAAAGAGUACAAAGAAGCAUGGAACACAAGUUGUGGAAGAGGUAAUGGUUCUUGGGACCACCUAGCAAUGAAUGCAAAGCUGUCUAAGGCUUUUCACGUAACCAAAAUAUUAAUUACGAUAGUGCAGAAGAGAAAGGCACUCCCCAACUGACACCCUCAUUCAAUUCAAAAAGUUUACACCACCAUUAAACUCUGGGUUGACAAGUUUGUUGGGUUGCAUUUAUAGUGUUGGGCUCCCAGAUGCAUGCAUGCGUGGUCACAGCAAAAUCUCAUCUUUAGCAGUUGGCGUUAGGAUUAAAGAUGUAAAAUACAAUUGGUUACAAGAAAUAUGGAUAUGCUGAGUGAGAGUGGAGGAGGUAUCAUCGAAGCUCUAAAUGCAACUGUUCAUGGAAAUGGCACCCGAACCGUAGUUCUAUCUCAUGGGUUUGGCUUUGACCAGUCUGUUUGGCACUACCUCAUCCCUUACCUUGCAUGCUACUUCAAGGUGGUGGUUUUUGAUCUAAUCUUCGUAAAUCCCAACCUUUAUGAUCCAAAAAAGUACUCAAAUUUCGAUUCCUACGCACAAGACUUGGUAUGCCUCCUUGAUCAGCUCAAUGUGAAGAAGACCGUCUAUCUGGGUCAUUCCAUGUCAGCCAUGAUUGGAUGCAUAGCUGCGACAAAGAGACCGGAUCUCUUUGAGCACCUUAUCCUCCUAGGCGGCUCUCCAAGGUACUUAAAUGCAGAAGGAUAUUAUGGGGGAUUUGAGAGAUCAGAUAUCGACAAAAUCUUCGAAGCAAUAAAUGAAAAUUUCCCAGUUUGGGUUCAAAAUUUUGUUCCCAUGGCAGUGGGCAUCAACAACUCUGCAGCCAUAGCUGAGUUCGAGUACAGCUUGGGGAGGAUGAAACCGGAGAUAGUGCUUAGUGUCGCUAAAACUGUCUUCCUGAGUGACCUAAGACUCGUUCUACCACAAGUUAAAGUGCCUUGCACCAUUAUCCAAUCCAGAGAAGAUAUUGUUGCUCCUACAUUCAUCGCAUGCUACAUGAAGGAAAACCUCGGUGGCGAUGCUACGGUUAAGAUACUGGAAACACAAGGCCAUUUUCCACAGCUAACAGCUUUCCCUUUGCUUUUGGAUGCUUUAAACAAAGUUUUAUCCAUUCCAUAGAAGCUGGUUGUAUCUAAGAACUUAGAAUUUAAGGUUUGGCUCAAGUGUCUUAUGUUCUUUUGUUUCCUUCCGUUUUUUUGUUUCUUUUCUGGACAUUUUAAGGAUUUCAUCAAAGUUGAAUCGUCAAGACUGAACUGCCUUCUUUUGAAAUGAAUGUAGUGUAUUAAUGGGUGUUGGUGAAAGUCAAUUUUUAUCCCUUC